GUGGAUUGGGAUUUUGUGAGAGUUCCAUUUUGGUUGAUCAGAUUUUUGUGAAGGGUCCGUUAACAGACCCAAAUAUCCUCCGGCCAGACCCCUGUUUAAUGAAAAUAUUGAAUAGUAUGAACGAAUGGCCUUAGGGACAGUUGUCAUUGGAGGUGGAAGUGGCUUCAUUGGAAGGGCUAUCACAAGAAAUCUGAAACAGCUUGGCUAUGAUGUCUUAAUUGUAUCUAGACAACCAAAUUUGCAUGCUAUAUCAUGGAAUGAUAUCCUUCAUGAAGGUCUUCCCAAAGGCUGUGUUGCUGUCCUGAAUGUGGCUGGUCAGAAUGUUCUUGAUCCUACUAGGAGAUGGACUCCUGGAUUCCGUCAAAAUGUGUAUGCCAGCCGUGUCAGUACAACAAAGCUACUAGCCAAUGAAAUAGAAAAAAUGAGUGAUCCACCAAAAGCAUUUGGCAUCAUAUCAGGAGUGGGCUAUUACAAAGCAAGUGUAACUACGGAACACACAGAAGAUAGCCCUGGAGGUAACCAUGAUUUUUUCUCCCAGCUCUGCACAGAGUGGGAAGGAGCGAGCGUUUUGCCACAAGGACACAAAACCAGGAGGUUCAUCGUCAGAUCAGGUGUAGUUCUUGGUCGAUCUGGUGGCAUCAUCAGACAGAUUUACUGGCCUUUUUAUUUUGGUCUUGGUGGACCCAUCGGCAGCGGGAAACAGUACUUUCCCUGGAUACACAUAGAGGACAUUGCCGGCAUCUUUGUUCAUGGCGUCCAGUUUGAUUCCGUCAGUGGUAUCCUGAAUGGAGUUGCCCCUCAGACUGUCACUAAUCAGGAAUUCUCCAAGGCUCUGUCACGUGCCAUGUGGAGGCCGUCGCUUAUCCCUUUGCCAGAAUUUGCCAUCAAACUGGCUUUUGGUGAUGAAAGAGCAACCAUGAUGACUGAAGGACAAAGGGUUAUUCCAAAGAGGACAUUGGAAUCUGGAUAUAAAUUUAGGUUUCCUAACAUCAAAGAAGCAUGCGAGGACUGUGCACAUGCAUGGAUAAAUCAUGAUAAGGACUAGAGUUGUUAACUUUGUAAAUAAAUUAUAGUUUUUAGUUAAUCCUUCAAAUGUUUUUUGUAAGGAUUAUAAAGUUCAUGGAAAUUUAAAUUAUUAUUUAUCUUCAACUUUAACCCCUUCCCGCUCACUCCCAUGUCUAUGCCAUGCUGGGGUUUCGAUCUCCAUUUCUCGCUCCUGUGAUAGCGCCGUGCUGGGGUCUGCAAUAUUAACGCGAUGAAACUAUUAAAACCAAUUCAUUUAUUUUGCCCAGAAUACAUUUUAUUUCUCUCUUUAUACACUAGAUGACAGCACCAGUCCAUUUUAAAUGUAAUUGCAGAGAUGAAGAAAGGAAAUUUGGUUCUAACUAUAGUGCCUAGAAAGACUAGUGUGCCGAUCGACGGGGAAAAAUGAGGUCAGAGCUGAGGAAAAACCAGAUGGCGCUGCGCUCGAGGUGUACGUUAUGCUCCUCAAUCAAACUCGUUUUAAAUCAGCGAUUGCAUGCUCAUUUCGCAGUUUAAAAGCCCCGUUUUUCGGAUUGAACUUAUUUCUGCGCAAAAGACAAAUUCUGUAAUAAGUGUGCUAUUUGUUACGUGGGUGUUCAUUUAUUUUUUGAAGAAUAUAAAAUGACCUUAUGCUAAUUUAUCUUCAAUGAAAAUAGUAGACUAUAAGGGGCCAUUCAUUAAAUAUGUAAGGGUCCCGAGGGGAGGGGGGUUGGAAAAGCCUCUACGUACCUUUGGGGGGUAGGGGUCAAACUCAUUCUUACGUAAUAUUUUCCAAGUCAGCAUUUCACAUUAGAAAUUGCGCGGUCAACAAGUGAUUUGGCGGAGAUUAUGUUCCAUUUGCGUAUGGAAGGUAAGAAACGUGUUAGGAUAAGAUGUUUUUUUAUUUGUUUUACAAAGAAUGAAUAGUGUAAAAUAUAAUAAAAGAGUCGCAUUAUGUAUGGCAUGUUUUAUUUUUAAUUAAUAUCACAUCAAAAAAAAAGUCAAAAAAACAUUCAGUUUAGAUUCUAACUUUUCAGUAACUAUUUCUUU
Uloborus diversus is the source of this 2052-nucleotide messenger RNA. Its product is annotated as epimerase family protein SDR39U1-like. The record is from RefSeq and is a predicted model, not a curated record. The transcript is spliced from 7 exons. The coding region runs from base 125 to 1045 and encodes 306 amino acids. NCBI's taxonomy places the organism in Eukaryota, Metazoa, Arthropoda, Arachnida, Araneae, Uloboridae.